This is a messenger RNA of Adineta ricciae, 525 nucleotides long. Lineage: Eukaryota; Metazoa; Rotifera; Eurotatoria; Adinetida; Adinetidae. The record is from the annotation of a GenBank genome assembly.
AUGAAAGUUCUAAUUUAUUGGCUUCUGCUUACGACUUCGAACCCCUCAUUGACAGCUAAUCAUUUACGUCGGUUUUUCUUGAAUAUUGGACGCACACAGAAUGACUAUACGAAAAUUACGACAAUUGACGACUAUUGGUUAUGGUUAGAGAAUAGUUUCCUCGAAAAUAUUCGAGCUCACAAAUGGUACAACAACAAAACAACUUCGUGUUACUUCAGAAUCAUGCAAAGUCCAUUCAUCUGGGCUAAGAUCGAACCUAACAUCAAUCUUACGGCAAUCGAAUACAGUUUAGCUAUUCGUAACGCAUUUGUGUACACAAAAGGCAAACAGCCUGAUACAUAUUUGUACAUGGGAACACAUGCAACAUAUGGCAGUGGCGGAUAUGUUUAUGAAAUUCGUGGUCGCCUUUCGGACAUUCGAAGUAAUCUUUCUACACUACAUCAUUUGGAAUGGAUUGAUGCGAAAACACGAGCUGUUCUCAUUCAAUCCACUUCGAAGGUUAUUAUCUUUGAUUAUUCGAACUAA